AUGGUACAGUCUUGGUUCAUUCAUAAAAUUCUAGCAGAGCAUAAAAGGAGGGGCUUGCAUUCUAGUCGUCCAGUUACCAGGUAUAUACCUGGAGAAAAGACCCGAGCCGCUCUGCCCCGCGGAAGGCCAGAGUCAUAUUUGUCGUUGAUCAGGACUUUUAUGUAUGUAUGUGUGUGUGUGUCUGUGUGUGUGUGUAUUUUUUUUCCUUCCCUCGUGAUGUAUCAUAACAACCUGACGUCUGACAUGGAUUCAGUCUCUCCCACCUGCCGGACAGAGUCUCCUGUCGGGACACUCUGCCAGAAGACGCCAGAAGAGGCGAGCUCUCCAGCCUCCUCCUCAGAGAGCAAUGCAAAGGAGGUCUGCCAAGAUAUGAGCGUUCAAGACACCCCAUUUGUUCCAACAGUCACUGCAAUUUCCUCUACCCCAGAUUUCCAGUGGAUGGUCCAGCCUACGAUUAUUACAUCUGUCUCCCCGUCUCUGGGUAGCAAGCAAGCCAAUGAACCGCAAAGCUCUCGCCAGGCAACACCCAAAGCAGGCGGGAAUAAGGGAAAAAAUGCUGUCAGAAAGGGGAAAACAGAGCAGCUGUCUCCAGAGGAGGAAGAGAAGAAGAGGAUAAGGAGGGAGAGGAAUAAAAUGGCCGCAGCAAAGUGUCGCAACAGACGGAGGGAACUCACAGAUACACUGCAAGCUGAGACAGACAAGCUGGAGGAGGAAAAAGCAGCCCUGGAGACGGAAAUAGCCAACCUCCUCAAAGAGAAAGAGCGGCUUGAAUUUAUCCUUGCUACACAUAAACCUGUGUGCCAAAUGUCAGAAGAGCUGGAGGCUAUUUUCCAGGAACCCACGGGGUCCCCAGAGCUACCACCCAGUCCAGAUGAGGACAGACUUCCAGAGGAUGGCACCCAGGAAGCUCCUUCGCUCCAGGACAUGGACAUCCCCAGCGAUCCGUCCACAGCCAUCUCUGGGAACUCCAAUAUCUUGUUGUGUGCCAGUGCUGAAAUCAACAUCUGCGAUCUCGAGCCCUCUCUGGACAUUAAGGACGGGCUGCUGGACAGCAUGUUACCCAGUCUAGAAGAGAAAACCCCCAUGGAGACGGCAAGGUCUGUGCCAGACAUAGAUCUGAGCAGUUCUCUUGGGGUCUCGGACUGGGAGACCCUGUACAAGUCUGUUUCGAGCGACCUGGAGCCUCUCAGCACUCCCGUGGUGACCUCGACCCCCACCUGCAGCAGCUACCUGUCCGUGUUCACAUUUGCGUGUCCUGAGCUGGACUCUCUCGCAGAGGGACUGGACAGCCAUAAAGGUGGAGGGGGCAAAGCUGAAUCUGUUGAUAUCCUCAACUCUCCAACUCUCCUAGCCUUAUAAUGUACAGAGGGAGAUUACCUGUCUGAUCUCUCUGGUUUUUCUGUUUGCAGGUUCCUGACUUUGAAAUGAUACGAACAACAUAUGCCACAGUAUGCUGUAACACUUCAAGGAAUACAUUCAUGAAACCGUCUCGUGUGUGACUAAGCAAACGUAUAAACUUUCUCCAGAUACAUAGCCAACAGAGUGAUGUAGCUAAAAGCAUGGCUUUUACUUUAACAGGAGGGGGCCUGAAGUAAGUUUUGAUUUUAAAACGCAUGCUGAGAAGUUCCAAAUAAUUUUCAAAGCUCAUAUAUAUCUGAUCUUUUCCUAGAUCUAAGAUGUAAUGUGGAAAAUUAAUGUUACAGUAUGGUUUUGUGUUUUGGUGUCAAUAGUGUAUUGAUUGCUGUAACUGUUGUAUUUACAUAGUCAUCCAUGUUAAGUACCUGCAUACCUCAAUGUCAUCAACUGUGGUUUGACCUCAUUGUUUAAAAUGUUGAAAGUUUUCCAUGAAAACAUCCAGUGCUAUAUACUAUAUAUCUUAUCAAGAUGUAACUUAUGAUUUAUUUUUUUACCUUUCAGAUUUCGACUUAUUUGUUAAAUUUAAAAAUAAUAUGAGCAUUGAUUGCUUAUCUAUG
This is a messenger RNA of Toxotes jaculatrix (banded archerfish), 1973 nucleotides long. RefSeq names its product v-fos FBJ murine osteosarcoma viral oncogene homolog Aa (gene fosaa). The record is from RefSeq and is a predicted model, not a curated record. Bases 1 to 1359 code for a protein of 452 amino acids. Gene Ontology annotation, molecular function: DNA-binding transcription factor activity, RNA polymerase II-specific; RNA polymerase II cis-regulatory region sequence-specific DNA binding. Lineage: Eukaryota; Metazoa; Chordata; Actinopteri; Toxotidae. The transcript has 4 exons. Gene Ontology annotation, biological process: regulation of transcription by RNA polymerase II. Gene Ontology annotation, cellular component: nucleus.